Candida tropicalis MYA-3404 is the source of this 840-nucleotide messenger RNA. RefSeq lists its product as uncharacterized. NCBI's taxonomy places the organism in Eukaryota, Fungi, Ascomycota, Pichiomycetes, Serinales, Debaryomycetaceae. The coding region runs from base 1 to 840 and encodes 279 amino acids. The transcript has a single exon. The record is from RefSeq and is a predicted model, not a curated record.
AUGAAUGAAUUUUUAAAUUUUUUAAAAAAUAAAUCAUUUAAUGAUGAUAUUGAUUCAAUUAUUCCAAUGAUUGAAAAAUCUAUAUUUCAUAAAAUGAUUGAUCUGAAACAACAAUUAGAACAAAAAGAAAAAGAGAAAUCAAAAAGAAAUGAAAGAAUUAAAGGCAAUAAAAAUGAUAUUGAAAAUGAUGAAAUUUAUAUUAAAUUUUUAAAGUUUUUAAAUCAUGAUAUUGAUAAAUUUGAUUUGAAAAAAGUUAAUGAUUCUAUUAAAAAGAAAGAAACUAAUAAAUCAAACUUGAAAAAGAAUACUAAAAAGAAGUCAAGAGGAAAAGAUAAGAAUGAAAAAUCAAAAAAGAAAGAUUCAUCAAAGAGUGGAAAUAAAGAUAAAGAGAAAUCAAAACCAAAAUCAAAAGAUAACAAGCCUAAAGAAAAUAAAUCAAAGAAUGAGUCAGUUGAAAAAUCAGGUGAAUCAACUAAUAAUAAACAACCAAGAAAACGAACAAGACAAAGAAAACCAAAAGAAAGUAAAUCAGAAGAAUCAGUAAAGAAACCACAACAACAGUCUGCAAGAGAUGCUGAAUCGAAGAAAGCACAACAGCAAUUAUCAUCAAAAGAUAAAUCAACUAAAUCUGAAUCUACUAAAACACCACCUCCACCAAGAAGACCAAAAUCAAAAGACAGUAAGCCAUCAACGAAGGACUCUAAACUGGCAAAAGAUACUAAACCAUCAGGAAGGAAACCACCGUCAACUAAACCAAAAAGUCAAGACAGUUCAAAUUCUUCUUCCGGUCAACAGAAACCAAAGUUUAAACUAAUGAAAAGACCAGAGACUCAACCGUGA